AUGGCCGACGGACAAUCGAGCGCGAACUCUGCAGACGAAAGCGACGGCACUGUUAACAAACAUUACCGACUCCGCUCACGCGGAACGACGGCCAGGACAGACGACAGACAAGAGGUAGUUAACGUGGACGACACUCAGCAGGAAACACCCACCUCCCCGAUAACGGUAUCAAUUGACAUUGUCAAAAUGUUACAGGAAUUGAUACUAGACAGACAGGAGAGGGAACAGCGCGAACGUGAUCGCGAACAACGUGAGAAAGACAGAGACAAAUUUUUGUCAGAGUUGAAAACGGACAUGACAACACAGAUUGACUCAGUUAGGAAUGACGUAAAUACCACCAUUGAUGCGAAAGUAGGUACCCUCACUACGCAAGUAGGCUCUCUCACAGCACAGAUAGAUUCCGUUAAGGGUGACGUCACGGCGCAAGUAACCAUUUUGACAACACAGAUAAGCACUCUGAAUAACAAAAUUGACAACAUUGGUCAGAAUCUCACAACUCAAAUCGAAGCGUGUCGCAAAGAAACCGAUUCGGUAAAACUUGCGUAUAAAACAGUUGCACGACAGGUAGACGAGUUAGCGACACCGGUAGCCACUGUAGAAUCAAAAGUAAGUGCAAUGGCGAAUGACAUUUCGGACCGAACUGUUGAGGAAAGAGUUAACAACGCGCGUGCGAAUGCUAACCGUAAGAACAACAACGCAGGCAAGUAUUCGAAUGGAAACGGUAGUAAUGGAAAUGGUUCACACGAAACACAAUACGGAAACAAACAGUACAAUAACCGCAAUAGAGGCCGAAACAAUGGUUACCGUAAUGGUAAACACAAAAACAAGUAUUACGGCAACCAACGGUACAAUCCAAUAUACAACACACAACAACAGUAUUACGGGAAUGCCCCAUACCAAUCAAACAAUAACGGUAGUAACUUCUACCAGAAUGGGAACAAAUACAAGGUUAAACGUUGCAACAAUCAAAAUUGCGGAGGUCAGCUACCUCCACCACAACCCUAUGGGCAGCCACAACACCAGCAACAUCAGCAAUACAUGCCUCAGCAACAACCAUUCAUGCAACAACAACAGUACACGCCACCACAACAGGACUUUAGAUACAAUAACAAUAAACCAAGAAAACAAUACAAUCCACCGGUAUAUUUUACGCAGGCAAGUAAUGUACCGAUUUUUCAGUCUGGUAACCAAGUGAAGUACCAACAAGGGUUUGAUACAAAUCAACACACACAAUGGGUAAAAAACCAGCGAGAAUGGUCAAGUGAUGUGACAAAAGAAUCAAAUCAGUCGCAUCACAAGAAAGCGGAAAACUAA
Messenger RNA from Schistocerca serialis cubense, 1314 nucleotides. RefSeq lists its product as uncharacterized. NCBI's taxonomy places the organism in Eukaryota, Metazoa, Arthropoda, Insecta, Orthoptera, Acrididae. Bases 1 to 1314 code for a protein of 437 amino acids. The transcript has 2 exons. The record is from RefSeq and is a predicted model, not a curated record.